GAGAGAUUAUGCUGAAACUGUCAUCAAGUUUAACCCUGGCAGUGUUGUUAAGAUAAAAACUGAGCUCAGGGAGGUUGAGGAAGAGGUUGGUGGUGGUGAAGAAGGGGUUCAUAGGGUACCCAGAGAGCUGCCCAUGUUACAAUACAUGUACAUGAGAUUCACAGCACAAAAGCAAGGUUAUUUUUCUGGUAUAAGACCCUUGAUCUGUCUUGAUGGCUGUCAUUUGAAGACUUCUAUGGGAGGGCAACUGUUGUGUGCAGUUGCUAGGGAUGGAAAUGAAAACAUGUUUCCUAUAGCCAUUGCUUAUGUUGAUAGUGAAGACAAAGCAUCUUGGACAUGGUUUCUUGAGGUGAUGUUUGAAGAUUUUGGAAGACCAGAAGAGACUGAUUGGGUGUUUAUGUUUGACAAGCAAAAGGGGUUAGUUGAGGCCUUUAAGGCAGUAAAUCUGAAGAAUGAGCACAGGUAUUGUGUAAGACAUAUGUAUGAGAACUUUCGCAAAGUCUUCAGUGCUGGGGAGUACAAGAAGAAACUGUGGUUAGCUGCAAGCACAGGGAGCUUGAGGUCAUGGCAGAAAAGAAUGGAGGGGAUCAAGACCUUUGAUGAGGCUGCCUACAACUGGUUGAUGCAAUAUGAUCCCAAGACAUGGAGUAGGGCUCAUUUCUCUCCACAUGCUCAUUCUGACGCGCUUCAAAACAACAUGUGUGAGUCCUUUAAUGCAUACAUUCUUAGAGCUAGAUCUAUGCCCAUACUUAGCAUGUUUGAAUGGAUAAGGAAAAGGAUGAUGAAGAGAUUUCAUGUGAAGUACACUGCAAUGUUGAA
Molecule: messenger RNA, 819 nt
Organism: Cuscuta epithymum
Lineage: Eukaryota; Viridiplantae; Streptophyta; Magnoliopsida; Solanales; Convolvulaceae
Source: the annotation of a GenBank genome assembly